GACAAUUGGGGACCGGAAGCUCGAGACGUAAGACGUGAGAUAGCGCACGAGACGAGAGGAAAAGAUCGAUUGAGCGCGAGCGCAGACGAGGCAAGCCGAAGAAGAAGAAGAAGAAGAAGGAAGAAGAGAGACAGUGCUUGAUAGAGUGAUAGAAGCCCGCUCGGGACCGAGGCAGGGUCCACGAGGCCGAGGAGCGGUACCAUGAUACCAGCUCGUCGAUGCUCGCAGUUGGGCUCGAAAAGAACCCUCCUCAUCCACCAAGGGCCGGGCGCUCAAAAGAUGAAAGAGUAGCGCCACUGGGCCCGACUGGAUCUCGACCCAGGCCACUGGACGAGAAGAGGUCUUCGCGUAGCUUGCUCGGAUACUUGACGGCCUAUCUGCACAGAUUCCGAAGUGGGCAACUGUCUCUCUGAUUGGACGUUGUGACGCUUGUUCUCGAUCAACAUUUCUUCUGGAUAGCAUACUGCCAAUAUUACCACAUGAAUGUGCAUUACCGCAAGCGCAUGCAUGUGCAGCUCUACGGGAUCCUGCACAUGUAGCCACUUCUUUAGUCAACAGUCGAGUAUCAAGAUCUGUGAACUAUGUCAUCGCUUUGCCACUCGACGACUCGACUAGCUAGCUUCAUCAGGUGAUAGGACAUUGGUCAUGACAACUCACAAAUUGCAGUAGCAAAAUCUUCACGCAUGCACAGCACUGUGAGUUGGCGGCCAGCGCCCUCUGGAUGUAUGUCAGGCACUUUGAACGACGUGUUGAUGUUCACAAGUAGAAAUCGACCGGCAACGUUGGAGAUGUCGGAGGACAAAGAUGUAGAGGACAAGGAUUUGAAUCCCAUCGAGUGGCAGCUUCUGAGAGAUGGUGUUAAUGGCACCAACAGUCGACCGAAGCCCAGCGAUCCUGACUUCAGAUUACCAUUUGGCAGUAGUCAAAAACAGCACGUAAUGGCCCCAGCAGCACCUCAGUGGGAUAGCGCACGGAAUUCUAUGGAUGGUAGAGUUGUUGUAAACUACCUCCGAUCGUUCGGACCCGGUCGCUCGGAUUCAAGCACCUGCAGUGUCGAAGGACAGGUUAGAGGAAUUAGACGCUCCUUAGAUGGUCAUUUGCUCAGUAGUAUGGUGAAUAGGGACGAAGUCCCUGAUAGGGAGGAAGAAUUUGGAACGGAAUCGCAGGGACUCUCGAGUCUUAUUUUGGGUCAAGGCGUACAUAGUUCAGCCCAGCUCUUUGGCUGCGGCUUGGUUGUACAAUCCGCUGCUACCAAAGGACAACAGCAGGUUCACAGGGCUCCGCAUUUCCGGAACCUUUUCCCUGAGCAAUCAUCGAGCUUUUCGAGUGUGCUGACCCAGGAGAGCUUGCCCAGCGAUGUCAACGAACACAUUCAUCCCCAGAAAAAGCCAAGAAGGUACGAUUUUGUUGAACCUCUUUCUCAGGCGGAGAUCGACACGAUACGGCUGAACGAGGAGUCCCAUUACCGGAAUUCAUAUCCUCCGCGAGGUGCACCGCUCGCAGACUUUAUUGAUGCCCACCACAGCUAUAAGAUUCCCGCGGCUUCUUUUUCAACAUCUCUGCCUGACAGGCCGACUUUUACCUCCAACAUACCAUUACAGAAUCUUAGCCUUUCUAACUAUCAAGUGUCCAGUCCAUCGGUGCCACUGAAGUCCUCCUCGAAUGAUACUUCUUCGGCGAGAACUCCGCUCGUCGACUAUAGCUACUCAUCAGUCGAUACCAAGCUGCAAAACGGAAUGAGGAGCGUUGCGCGAGGUGGUCCUUUACUUUCCGGGGGAGGAGGAUUCAAACCACUGAAUCUCAUGGACGGACCGACCCAAGCAGCCGUAAGUCGAGAUUAUCUGCAAUCAGGCUCGAUGGGACAGGUCUGCUCCAUUCGCCCAACAUCCAUGGAAACUGGAAGUAGGGCUGCAUGGCCUGCAGGUUUCAUCAACUUCCCUCCUCCCACUUUGGAAAGUUCUGGAUGUGUGAUUCCAGGCAUGUCCUCAAGGCGAAGCUUGCUCGAUCUAGAUCACCAUCAUCACCAUCACCAUCAUCAUCACCAUGAAAUGGCUGCGGAAGAACGAGAGGUUCAAAGAGUUCAUCCAAUUUCAGAAUCUCAACUACGAUUGGUGAUACAAAAGCAGCUCACAACUACAGAUGUCGGUUCUCUUGGCAGAAUUAUUUUACCUAAGAAGGAAGCCGAAACUCAUCUUCCUCAUCUCCCCGACAAAGAGGGGAUUGAAAUGUGUCUGUAUGAUCAUGACGUUGAUCGUACGUGGAUAAUGAAAUACAGGUUUUGGCCCAACAAUAAAAGUCGGAUGUAUCUGCUUGAAAAUACUGGGGAAUUCGCCAAAUAUCAUGGUCUCCAGCAAGGCGAUCUGUUGCUCAUUUAUCGGCAACUUCCGGCGCGCUAUGUUUUGAGAGUCAAGAAAAUGGCGCCACCUUUGCGUCUCGUAACCCCUCCGCAGAGCAUUUCUGAGUCCGGGGGAGCCGAGGAUCUGGUUUCAGGUGCCGCUGAAACAGUAUCUUCUCGUGCACUGACCUCCUCAGCAUCUUCCAGGACUUUGAACUCCUCCUCAGCAGCAAGCAAGGAGGUUUGUGGAACAGACGUCCCCGCUUUCUCGUAUGUGGAGGCAGCCUCCAGCAAUCGUGCUCAGCUGCUUGUUGUAGAUGGACAGUCUCAGAACUUAGGCAGCUUGAAUAAGCAUCAAGGAAAGGCAUCUUCAGAUGAUCGCAAUCACAACUACAUGACGGUGCAGGGACAGAGUACUGCUUCAGACCACGAUCCGACGGAGCUGGAUGGAGAAAGUGUUUAUAACUUGGAAGAGUUUCCGAGCCUGAUUGAGGCCGAAGAAAUAAUUGACAUUUUCCCGCUGGAUAGUGACAGCAGCGAGGCUCAGCUGAGCCCGGUUGAAUCGAUUCAAGUCGUGCGAAAGACGCACCAUAUGAGGGCUGACCUAACUUAAGAGAGGAGCUUGACUCAAGAUCGAGCAAGCUCAAAAACAUCUCUCAUCUUUGGCCAGUGUGGUAAUUAUUUUCCUUCCCUGUCUUCCCUGCAGGGCCUCUGUAUCAUAACAUCAGCUCGACCCCACCUCCACACAAUGUCAUAGAGAUCUUCUUCGGUGAUGUAACACAAGAUUGAAGUAACUUCUAGACGCCUACAGGUGAGUGGGGCUCGGCUCCGGACACUUCUGACAUGAACAGUUGUCCAUGGCCACCCAAGUGAGACCACCUGUUGUUCGAACACUGACCAGUACGAGUAUGGUGGAGUCUCAAUCACGCAAGUCAUCAUCAUUCUACUAACCGGUACGAGCGACCUCACGAUCUGAUCUAGCACUCGCCUCCAGGAGCUAUAGUUAAUGGCAUUUCCUGUCCUACUUCACUUUUCUAUGAGUUCGGUUACCACAUACUAUGAUGCUGCUGCUGCUGCUGUAGACUUUACCAAGGUCUCGCCGCGACUGUUCCAGUAGUACAGUGGGGCAAGCUUCUCUUCUUUCGGAACUGGAUCCGGUCUGGGUGGUUUGGAUCAGUCGGCUGUGAGAUGACGCUCGAGACUUGAUUACACAUAAGACUCCUCCUGCCUCCCUUACAUUCAUCGUAAUUUAAUCGUUAUUUUAAACCUCCUCCUUUUCCUAUUUUAGAAGCUAAGCUAAGCUAGCUACACACUACCUACUUAGCUUGAAUUCAUUUAUUGGUUUCAAUUUUCAUACAGUAAGGUAUGUAAGUAGCGAAGGUCGUGACCACAAACUAGACUUACAUUCCAUUGUAGAUUCUUAAGACCUAAGCACACGCCAGCAGAGCUCUUUAGCCGGUGAAGGUGAACUCCGUGCCGACGUGUUGGCACUACUCUGUACUAUAGCGGAAAUGGAAACAAAUUGCAGCAGCUAGACGUUUUAGUUUUAUCUAGUUAUGGUCUUCCCUGCCCAGACCAGAUAAAAACGCCAAAAACUUAAGAUGACCAUCUCAUAGCUGGGCCUCGCACAGAUUUGCUGCGCGCUUGGACCAAAGAGUAGCGUAGCUGAUUUGGAAAUUGGUUGUACAGGAGGAUAAUUACCUAUGACUUCUUAUCGUUUGUCGAAAUUCAUGAAGUGCGUCUCUGCAUAUCUG
Messenger RNA from Marchantia polymorpha subsp. ruderalis, 4089 nucleotides. NCBI's taxonomy places the organism in Eukaryota, Viridiplantae, Streptophyta, Marchantiopsida, Marchantiales, Marchantiaceae. The record is from the annotation of a GenBank genome assembly.